Messenger RNA from Triplophysa rosa, 4686 nucleotides. It is a transcript of the gene ism2a, whose product is annotated as isthmin 2a. The coding region runs from base 527 to 1909 and encodes 460 amino acids. The record is from RefSeq and is a predicted model, not a curated record. NCBI's taxonomy places the organism in Eukaryota, Metazoa, Chordata, Actinopteri, Cypriniformes, Nemacheilidae. The transcript has 6 exons.
UGCUUUACUACGCUACCUGUCCGACCUUGAAGCACAUCAUUUCUUUACGCGUUCAUUCUGUCCAGUGCGUUUAUAAGCUGCGUCCUGCGCGUUUAGCUCUCCAGUGCGCGCUGCGCCUGAUUGAGGAGAUAUACACGGCACGAACACAUUUUCACAAGGCUUUUUAUUCAUAUUUAUCUACGGGAUAGAGUCGCGUUUGCGUGCAUCUGUCACUGUGUGAGUCGCAGCACGUGGGAAAUCCUUUUGCACAAACCCGAGAGUGAGUAAAAUCAAAGUGCGGUUUGCUGAAAUGCGUUUGGAGGAUCUGAUGAACGCGAGAACAUGACUUUUGAGUUGUGCGGUUGCUCCGUGAGUUUCUUGGAGAUUGUCUUGACUUUUGGACUCUAUGGAUUUGUUUUUUAUAAGGGACCGUAUUGACCAGCGGACCGCGGAGGUGAAGACGCUUCAGCGCACUUUUUAGAAACUGGUCAAAAAGAUUUUUAUCAUAAUCAGUAAAAGCAGUCUUUAUUGCCAAGUUUACGAAGUCAUGCUGAUUCGAAGCCAAGUUGUACGGUGUGUCGUUUUCUUGACACUUCUUGACCUGAUGUUGGUCAAGGGUUUCCCCACAAAAAAGCGCCGAGCAAAUCACAUCAAAAGCAAGAGCAGCACUUCCCCAGAGGUCAGAGGUCAUGGUGGUUCCAAAGAUGCAAGACAGACUCUGCUGGACAUUGAGCAGCAGAACCAGCUGAGGAGUGAUGAAGAUUCGCCGCGGCGUCAGAGGAGAAGAUGGUCGCAGAUUCGCUCGGAAGGCGUUCUUCCCAAACCCGCUCCACAGGAAGAAGAGGAACCGUUCGUUUUAGACUUGAAAAACUUCCCUGAACUUGCCAAUGCAGACAUGGGCUCCCAGAACCCAAAUAUUCAAGUCACCAUUGAGGUUGUGGACAGCCCUCAGAUGGAGAUUGAGAUGGAUCUGGUCAAGGAGGGCAGAAAUGACUGGUCUUUGAGCUCUGAAGAAUGGCUGGGCCAUAAAAAACUUUUCUGGCCUCUGUUUUGGGAAUACCAUGACUCCAGUGAGGAAAGUCCGGGACAAGGAAGUUUGGAGGAAAACGGAGAGGAUCCCGGUUACGAGGGAGAGGAUUCGUUUUUGAGUGGGGUGGGUGCGGAUUGGAACAGGAGAUGGAAGGGCUGGGACUCCAUGGACAAUUACGAAUACGAGGAAGAGGAGUGGAGCGACUGGUCUCCAUGCAGUGUCACCUGUGGCCAUGGCAACCAGAAGAGGAUUCGUUCAUGCGGCUACGCCUGUACUGCAACAGAGUCACGGACAUGUGACCUAGAGAGUUGCUCCGAUGACAUUUAUGCUGUGACCGAACCGACUCUUGAAACGGCAAACAGCACUGAGCUUUUCGGCACAGAUGUCGACAGCUGUGAGAAGUGGCUGAACUGUAAGAACGACUUCCUCCAGAAGUACCUGCACCAGGUCCUUACCGAAUUACCCAACUGCCCCUGCGUCUACCCGUCUGAGGUCGUCUACAACGCCAUUAACAUUUUUGACAGGAAGCUGCAAAAGACCUAUCGAUGGCGAGAUGCCAGCGGCCCCAAAGAGAGGCUGGACAUCUACAAGCCGUCGGCGAAGUUCUGCGUCCGUUCGAUGCUCUCAUUCGACAGCACCACGUUGGCGGCUCAGCACUGUUGCUAUGACGACCAUACGAAGCUCAUCACACGGGGCAAAGGGGCCGGGGCUCCCAACCUCAUCAGUACGGAGUUCUCCCCAGAGCUUCACUACAAAGUGGACGUGCUUCCAUGGAUCCUGUGUAAAGGAGAUUGGAGUCGGUUUCAUUCGGUGCGACCGCCCAAUAAUGGUUUUCAGUGUGUUGAGAAUCCACAGGAAGACGUCUAUAUGAAUGAACUGGAAGAGGCCAGAGAGUACUGAUCUAAUUCUAGGAUUGUUUCAAAUGGAAUCAAGCGAUGUUUGAUAUGGUAUAUUGCUGAACAUUAUUCUUCAGUAUGUUGAUACCAAUAUUGUAGGUUGUUCUACAGUAUGUGAAAUAAUGCAUAUUCAUCAAUUAUAAAAGCAACAAAAGCCUUCUGCUCCAACCGGUCCGCUCUUUAACAGAUCUGAGUUAUCAUUGGUCGAGAAACUAUUUAGCCGAGACUCGAUAUGGAGUUGGAGAGAAGUUCAUCUGGAGAUUUACUUAAAGUAACAUCUGGAUUGGGACUAAGCCUAAAAUACUGUCACAAGCUGUUACGUACAGCUGAACUGCAAUAACACUGGUUAAACACGUUGGUCCAGAGCCCGGAUCGGAAGACCGUGAUGCAAUCUUCUGCGUUUUUUCUUCUCUGUGACGAUACGCGCUGCACAGCCUGACAAGGUUCAGCGAAGGUUCCACAAUGGCACGUUGGCUGUAUUUUCAUUGGAUUUCCAUGUGUUUGUCUUCAGUUUCCUCAAAGACUCAGAUGUGCCAUUAAAGGAAUUCCAGUAAAGCUGCUAAAAUUGAGACAUAUUCUAAAACGCAACAGAACGCCGAUUUUGUUGACUUAAGACCCGAAGCUCGAUCUUGGACCCGCUCCAGUCCUGGCGAGAUCAGUCCAAACAAAUCAAACACAAUCCUCGCACGCGGAUUCAAAAUAUUUCUGAGAAUAGUUCAUCUUGUGUAUUGUUGUUUCUAAUAUACACAGACUUUGUGUCAUAAGACGGUAUAUUUAUGCGGAGCGAUGUGACCUUUUGGCGAAGAACCGUACUAGACUGCAAUUAGGGAACAUGAGAAGCAAUAGGGAACCUUUUCUUGAACUUAGUAACGGGGGGCAUGUUUUCUAAAAUCAUAGGUAUAAUUGGGUCCCAUUUUCUUUUCUUUUUUACCUUUCAACACAAGUCGGCUUUGUACCGAAUGCAAUACGAGAUACUCACUUGACACCGACACAGGGGUUAGUCCAAGCUUGGUUGACGGAUUGAAGGUUUCCUCUGGAGGUGAAGGUAAACGUACAUCACGCUAAAUACAAAAACUCUUUCAACAUCUGAGAUCAUCAUUGAGCCUCAGUCAGAGCUCGGAGGCAUACAUGAGAUGGCAUACAUGAGCUGCCCUUUUCAGCACGCCUGCUUGUCAUGAUGUGCCUUGGUGAAAUGUUAAAACAUCUUGCAGGUGAUUUGAUUCUUAAGUACCCGCUGAGAGACACCUGUUCUAACACACACUACCUAUGAUGUCUUACUGUGUACGUUUAAGCAGUGUACUUUUAGCAUGAUGUAGUACAGAGAUACCGAAAGGACCCAUUUUCUUAAAGGGACAGUUGACACAGAAAUGAAAAUGUUGUCAUCAUUUACUCACCAUCUUGUCAUUUCAAACCUGAAUGACUUUCUUCUGCAAAAUGCAAAAGAAGAUGUUUUGAAGAAAUGUUGUUAACUGGCACCCAUUUACAUGCAUUAGAUAUGUGUCCAUACAAUAGAAGUAAAUGGGUGCCGACUUUCUUCAGAAUAUCUUUAUUUUGUGUUCUGCGGAAGGAAGAAAGUCAUACAGGUUUCAUUUUUGGGUGAACUCUUUAAGUUUUAAUGCUGUUACGAUCCUGAAUGCUUCAAAGUUCAAGUGGUUUUAGUUCUGGCUUGCACUUCCUCUCGUCCUCUUUUGUAGCUCUAGACAUAUUUAUUUGAUGUCAAACUCCAAUUAUCAACGCAUUUGCCCAAAAGCUUGGAAAAUUGCCUUUCCCUUGGAACCUUUUGCCUUUCAUGCUUUUAGAUCAUUAUUUUAUAAGCUUAAACCGUGUUUAGUCCUACUACUUGAGCUCAAGAAGUCAUUUCAAAAUCUCGAAAUAAACAGUAAAAACCGAAGCCGUAGGGUCCUUGGGUUCACUAAAGAAGGUCUUUGGGAGGACUGAGCACCCCUGCCUUGCACACAUUAGUAUCGCUUAUGGUCACUGUCAGACCUGAGCAAAAAGAUGUUUUCAUUGAGGUAACAACAUGUGCCAGCCAUGAAAACAUCACGCUUUCCGUGCUAUAGGCAAAUACACCAUAACUCUUGGUUAUGUUAAAUUCUCCAGCAGGUCAGUAAAUCUUAAUGUUUGCUUGCCUGGAUGUUAAAUUGGGUUUGUGAUCGUAAUAUCUUUUGAGGUAACAUCGGUAUUGGCCAUUCUUUAGGGAAAGAUCAGGAAGGUUAGGCCUUUUUGGCAAUUUUAGUUUUUUUGGUGAAUUGAGUAAUCUAAUAUACGGUAUAGGGAUCAGUUAACGACUAAAUUGGGAAAUUGUAUCGUUUUCUGAUUUACAGAAGUUUACAUGUAAUACGCAUUGUACAUUUGAUUAUAUGACACUUCACCUUUCAGAACUUUAAAAAGAAAGGCACUUUAUUUAAUACAGAUAACAGAAUAUAUAUACCGUAUUUGUGUACAUAUAAUCGUAUAUUUAAUUACACAUGUAAUAUACAAUACCUUACGGUUUAAAAUGUUUGUGUAAAGUGAUCAAAGAAAUGCUGCAUUCUUUAAGGAUAUUAUAUGUAAUGUCAAAAGUUUGGCAUGUCAUUUUUAACGUCAGAUAUAUCGUUGUACAGUAUUUAUUGCUUUUGAUUUUGUAACCAUUGCUAUGAAGUGGAUAUUCGAAUAAGACUAUGCACUAUGUGAAUCUGAGUGUCCUAUCGGAGAUCUCUGGUCCUUGCCACACCACACACCGUUCUACUUCAAUAAGGUUUCUCCCAUCCAUCAUCAACUGUCUUUAUGUUAAACACUCUG